Drosophila virilis is the source of this 2124-nucleotide messenger RNA. The record is from RefSeq and is a predicted model, not a curated record. Lineage: Eukaryota; Metazoa; Arthropoda; Insecta; Diptera; Drosophilidae.
UCUCAGAGUAAUCACAACGGGAGCCAUUAAAAAUGUGUGACAGAAAGUUAAAUGCAUGUUUUCGCUUAAAGGCAGGCUGCAAUACUCUAUAAACAGUCCAACGUUGUGGGAUACAUGUCGCCUGCUACCUCCGAAAGACGAAAUACCCGUUUAAGGAUAACCAGGAUGACGUAUAGAAAAAACCCUUAAGACUCCUGAUCCCCGCCCUGGUUCUGGGUAAGCUACAACAACGAUAGCAACAAUGUUGGCAACAGCAGCGAGGAUCCUUUGGAUGAGUACGAGAAUCUCGAGUAUAAUGAGGUGAACGUGACGGGUGGACGUGAUCAUCGAUUGUUGAUGUUGUUGGCGCAGCAUAUGAACUUUCAAUUUAUGUACAUUGAAGCGCCAGGCAGGACACAGGGAUCUUUGCGAGCACCGGAUGACAGCGGGGAGUCCAACGAUAGCUUCACAGGUGGCAUUGGAAUGCUCCAAAGUGGCCUGGCGGACUUCUUUAUGGGCGAUGUGGGCCUCAGCUGGGAGCGUCGCAAGGCAAUUGAGUUCUCAUUUUUCACUCUCGCCGAUUCGGGCGCUUUUGCCACACAUGCGCCACGUCGCCUCAACGAGGCCUUGGCCAUAAUGCGUCCCUUUAAGCUGGAUAUAUGGCCAUAUCUUAUACUGACAAUUGUGUUCUCCGGUCCAAUAUUCUAUGGCAUUAUUGCCAUGCCCUUUAAGUGGCGCAGGCGUCAGCUCGCCGUAGACGUGGAGCACCUGGGUGAGCUUUGCGUUUAUAUGGCCUAUAUUAAGGAGAUAACGCCCUGUGUGCUGAAGAUAACACACACGCGACGCCCGCAGGCAGCGCCGCAGAUGCCUCCCCAGCUUUUGCAGCGAUGUAUUUGGUUUACUCUGCGCCUGUUCCUCAAGCAAUCUUGCCAUGAGUUGUACCACGACUAUCGCACCAAGUUCUUGACCAUUGUCUAUUGGGUAGCUGCCACUUAUGUCCUGGCCGAUGUCUACUCUGCCCAGCUGACCUCGCAGUUUGCGCGUCCAGCUCACGAGGCGCCCAUCAAUACACUGCAGCGCCUCCAGGCUGCCAUGCUGCGGGAUGGCUAUCGCUUGUAUGUGGAAAAGGAGAGCAGUUCGCUGGAGAUGCUAGAGAAUGGCACAGAACUGUUUCGUCAAUUGUAUGCGCAAAUGCGUCAACAGCAGCCGGACGAUCACCUGGCCUUUCUCAUUGAUUCCGUUGAAUCGGGCAUCAAGCUGAUUGCCGAUGGCAGGGAGAAUAAGGCAGUCCUGGCCGGACGUGAGACGCUCUACUUCAAUAUACAGCAGUAUGGGGCCAAGAACUUUCAGCUAAGCCAGAAGCUAUACACACGCUAUUCCGCGGUGGCCGUCCAGAUCGGCUGCCCCUUCUUGGACAGCCUCAACGAUGUUUUGAUGCAUCUGUUUGAAGGCGGCAUUUUGGAAAAGAUGACAACCGCUGAAUACGAGGCGCAAUCCCGCAAAAUGACCAAGGAUCAAUCGCAACAAUCGAUGGAGCUGGCUGCCGUUGAGAAUGCCAAUGCAAAUGCCAAUACCAAAAGCACCGAGGCCAAGAACCAGCCCCAGCACGCACAGGACAAUGAGAUGAUCAGUGCAUUAAACUUGCGCAUGCUGCAAGGCGCCUUCAUUGCCCUCGGCGUGGGCUUCUUCACAGCAGCUCUAAUGCUCUUGCUGGAGCUCUUCUGUCGACGCCUCAAUCUGGCGCUGCCGCUGCGCCGCUGCCGUCUCCGCUGGCUGCGUCGCUGGCGACGCUUCAAGCGGAUGGCGCGUCACCAAACCGUGCGAAUCUUUGCACCGAAUUUGGGUUGACUACUUUAUCGCAUCGCUCUUUUAUGCAAAUCAUUAACAAUGCAAAUACAAAUGUUUCUAGCACAAACAGUGGAGCCGACAGUUUAGAAUAUAUGUAUGUGGGUGCAAUAAGGAAGCAUAUUCCUAUAUAACUUAUUCCGUACACUUAUAUAUAUUUGUGCUGACUUAAAGAUUUAAUUUGCUACUCCUGAUCGCUUGUUUGUUUCAUAUUUUGGCACUUAGUGCUAUUUAAACUCAAAUAUAUAUAUAUAUAUACAAUAUCUGAAUAGUUUUAAAUGAAAUUGUUAAAAGUAGCAA